UGGUUAAUUUAAAUGGGGUUCAGGGGGAGAGAAAGAGAUUAAAUUAGUUUGAGGGGAAACAAAGAGCCGGAGCGGCGCAUAAAGGCGAAUGCUGGAGAAGAGUUCAACACACUUAAUCUCUUUCAGAGUGGGAACUUACAACACAGAGAGCAAAAUGCGUGGCUUGUUUUCCACCCUCAUCGUGGUGCUCAUGGCCUUAAUGAUCGUGACUACAGAGGCUGGGAAAAACAAGAAAGAGAAGAGUAAAGGUGGUAAGGGAGGUCCCGACUGUUCAGAGUGGCGCUAUGGCAGCUGCGUAGCCAAUAACGGGGACUGUGGACAAGGCUUGAGGGAGGGCACCUGUAACGAGCAGACCAAGAAAGUCAAAUGCAGAUUGCCCUGUAACUGGAAGAAAAGUUUUGGAGCUGACUGCAAGUAUAAGUUUGGUAACUGGGGUGAGUGUGAUGCUGCCACAAGCACAAAGAGCCGCUCUGGGACUCUGCAAAAGGCUCUGUUCAAUGUUGAAUGUCAGCAAACCAUCUCUGUCUCCAAACCCUGCACCACCAAGGUCAAAAGCAAACCCAAAGGAAAGAAAGGAAAGGGGAAAGGGAACUAAAGAGAGCGAGAGAUGCAGAGGAGCAUUGAACACCCAGCGAUCAUCUGUCAUCCAAACACUGCCUUUUUUAUCUCUACUUUGUGAAGAUUAAUAAUGAGCGUGACUCAACACAGCCAUACAUAGCCUGAAGUAAUUUUCGUACCAACUGAGUAAUUGACUCGUUACAUUACUCUUUCACUUGUGAGGGAGAAAGGAGAAUAAAAUGCUGUUUUUUAGAGUGUGUGAUGCCCUGUAGUUUACCCAUUUCACAAGCGCUGAGAGCGCUCUCUCUCUUUCUCUCUACCAUCAUCUGUGUAGCUUCAGGCCUCUCAUUUGUUAAAGGACAACACAAUCAGUAGAACUCAAUCAGACACAUCUAUUUUUAUAACCUUUUUACUUAAAAAAAAAUGUGGGUUUGUAAAAUUGUGUAAUUACAGGAUUAUAUUACUAGUUGGGUAUGUAAGUAGUAUUUGGAUAAGUCACCCUUCUCCUUUUGUAGCCUAAAAUUGAGGAUAAACAAGUUUUCUUUUCUUUUUCUUUACAAUGUUGUAGUUAAUGUAAGGAUUGUUUUUGUGAGAGAAAAAAAACCCAUGCAAAUUGUUUUUCAUUUUGACACUGAUUGUGUUACUUAUAGAUAUAAGGGGUGACAGAGGGUUAUAAUAUGGAACAAGUAUUAAUCUGAAUGGACGCCACAGAGACAAGUCCUCUCUUAUGCAACAAUAAACCAUUUGAAUAUGUAAGAACAUUUAGUAAGCAUUUGAGAAAUACAGUGAAGUUUUGUUACUGAA
This is a messenger RNA of Xyrauchen texanus (razorback sucker), 1362 nucleotides long. RefSeq names its product midkine-A-like. The transcript is spliced from 5 exons. Bases 89 to 595 code for a protein of 168 amino acids. The record is from RefSeq and is a predicted model, not a curated record. NCBI's taxonomy places the organism in Eukaryota, Metazoa, Chordata, Actinopteri, Cypriniformes, Catostomidae. Gene Ontology annotation, molecular function: growth factor activity.